Messenger RNA from Cylicocyclus nassatus, 3072 nucleotides. The record is from the annotation of a GenBank genome assembly. Lineage: Eukaryota; Metazoa; Nematoda; Chromadorea; Rhabditida; Strongylidae.
AGUUCUUCACGAAUCACGCAAUGUUGAUUCUGCUAUUGAUUCCACUUGCAGUUGACGCAGAAGAUCUGUCUGACUCCCAGAAAUGUUUCUACAGCUGCACGGCUGAGUGUCUGAGUGGGGACAAGAACAGCACUGUACAGAACUGCUUGCAAAACUGCGAAAACCUGGGAUUCUGUGGAAAAACAGAAGAGAACUGCAGGAACAAGUGCGAUGCUCUCAACUCGCCGCCUCUCGCUGCCGUCGAUGAGCUUCGAUGGGGAAAACAGAACUUGACCACAGCUAUUGUCUUUCCCCCUAUUAAGGAAGCCACAUUCUACGUCAUACAGUACAGAGUAUCGCACGAAGUUCAAAUUCCACCUGAAGGACUCGGUACGGUAGACGCACCUCCGUCGCACUUUGUAGACAAGAUGAUUGAGAUCUCGACAGAACCUGUUAUCACAGAUUUUUUGAGACCCAAAACUAUAUUCUGUAAAUCCGCUGAUAUCCGUGUAGCGGCAGUGUCUCCAUCGGCAACUGGGCCGUUUUCUGAGACGCGUUCAAUAGGGCCGCCGCAACCUUUGAUCAGUGCAAAGCUCGAAUUACUGGAAGUAGUCUAUAAAAAUUCCUCGGCGAGUUGGUUUGACACAAUUGAGCUCACCUUCAAAUACCUUGUUGGAGCAUGGCCCUUAGGGCUUAAAGAUUUGGAGGUGACUGCAAUAAUGGAUGGCGAUUUUUGUGAGAAAGAAGCUGUUAAUCAAAGCGUGCCUCUGCCCACUUAUGCUCAAGGUUCCCUUGGUACUAUAGUCGCUCGGAUAGAUGCCGACGCUAUGUAUCGUAAAUGUCACUAUAUCUACUAUGCUAAGGAGAUCAAGAGUAAACAAUGUCUAACUCGGUUAUUUCCUGCGACCAAAGAUUCGAAACGACUGUUAUUAAGCUGUAAUACCGUAAAAAAUAGUUCCUGUACAGAAGACGCAGCUACGUCUCCGAUUUGUGGACCGAUUGAAAAAAUUGAUUACGAGGUAACAGAGAAGGUACCAAUGCCUGGUGAGCCGAAUAAAAAACUUCUGUGGUUAAACGUUACAUUCGAUCCGGUUAUGGGAGAGAAGAAGCUACCAACGCUCUAUUAUAAAGCCUUUUAUGGACAAGGAGAACCAUACGACAAUAAUAUCAAUCUCGUCAACCUCACCCGCAACAUCAAGGCUACCACCAACUGUUUGAAAUUUGAUAAUGGAAAAUGUUUGGAAAGUCACAACAGCAUUUUGAUAUCCGGCAUUCGUUAUGAUACAACAUAUGGCAUUAUUUUUUGUGCCAUCAAAAAUAUUACGGAUAUUCCCGAUUUCCUUGUAAACAACACUUCGAAGCCGAAAGGAAACAGAAUUUACGUUAGUUCGGCAUUGAUCGAGACGCUAGGGUCGUCUACCAAAGCUGUGAUCAUCGGCAUAACUGGUGUAGCUCUCUUUUCAAUAGUGGAUAUAAUUUUUAUAAGGUGCUACAUCAAAAGGCAAAAACGAGAUAACAAAAUUUAUCGACUGAAGCUAUCGCAAAGGGAAAACGAUAGUCGUUACAGUCUUCCUCGACAAUCUGACAUUUGGGAAAUCGAGCGUCGUAAUCUGAUAAUUUACGACGAGGCAAAGCUUGGGUCUGGUGCUUUUGGUGCAGUUUACUUGGGUAGACUUCUUGGUAAAUCACCGGCAAACCGCGAUUCCAAGUCAACUUUAGGUGUGAAUCUAAUGAGAGCGGAAAAUUGUCAGGUGGCGGUCAAAAUGUUACCAGAAUCUGCAGAUGAUGCAUCUCGAAGCGAAUUUUUGCGAGAGAUUGGUCUAAUGAAAACAAUUGGAUAUCACGAAAGGCUAGUCAACAUGCUGGCAUGUAUCACAGAAUCCGAACCUCUCUGCCUUGUUGCCGAGUUUUGUAGCGAUGGUGACCUACUCAAUUUUCUGCAAGAACGUUGCAAAUACAUGAUCAAACUCAAUGGUCAAGGAAUAAACUAUGAUGAUGUACCAGAGGUUGAUAACUACAACAUCGAUAUGAUAGUCACCUUGAAACAAUUGUUGAUGUUUGCUGUGCAGAUUUCUUAUGGUCUUGAGUACUUAUCUACCAGAGGAUUUGUCCAUCGUGACAUUGCGGCUAGAAAUAUACUCGUUAAUGGGAAAAACUCUUGCAAGAUUGGUGACUUUGGACUUUGCCGGAAUUUGUAUUCGGACAGUUCACUUUAUAGAAGCAAGGGAGGACGUUUACCGCUGAAGUGGAUGUCACCAGAGGCGAUACGACAUUAUAAGUUCUCGACACAGAGUGAUGUGUGGGCAUUCGGUAUACUGCUUUUCGAAAUUAUCACAUUAGGGGGUUCCCCCUAUCCAUUAAUUCCUCCCGAAGAUUUGCUCGAUUAUCUCGAAAACGGGAGAAGAAUGGAGCGUCCUGACAAUUGCCCCGAACUUUUCUACGAAGUGAUGGCCGAAUGUUGGCGUUUUGAGCCGGAACACCGACCGGGUUUCUCAACAAUUCGCCAGAAGUUAGCUGCUCAGCUUGAGGAAAUCACGGAAGAGUAUAAUUAUCUCAAGUUAGACAGUAGGAAAAACUACUACAACGUACAAUAUGCAGAAAAGCCGGAUGUAAUAGUCAUUCCCGAGUCGGAGGAACCUAUCUCACCGCCAAAACCACGAGAAGGGAGCCAAUCGCUUUCCUUCGAUAGCAUGCAUGGUGAUGACCGAUGGAUCGCCCAAGUAAAUAGUGAGAUAGAUGACGCAACCAGGAAAAGAAACUCCCGCAGUGUCAGCAUUGCAAAGAAUGUGGACGACAAUUUAUGUGCAGAGUACGCGUUCUGAUGCGUGAAAUAUGCGCAUCUAAAUCUAACAAAUACUUCACCUUUCCUUAUGAACCUCAACCAUUGUGUUGGUAAGAAAGUUUUCGGACAACCCCAGAGUAAUCAUGUUAUUUCUUGGAAUCUAAUGCAUACACAUAAGCGAAAAUAGCAAUAUAUAUUCUAGCAUGCAUGAACCUUAUAUUUGAGCAAGUGGAAGGAGUUCAGUGUUGAGGCGGAAGCUUGUUACUUUUCAAUCACCUCCUUUUUUUGUUAGAUAGGCUCGAAUCCUGUAC